This is a messenger RNA of Bolinopsis microptera, 3019 nucleotides long. RefSeq lists its product as uncharacterized. Lineage: Eukaryota; Metazoa; Ctenophora; Tentaculata; Lobata; Bolinopsidae. The record is from RefSeq and is a predicted model, not a curated record. Bases 2265 to 2951 code for a protein of 228 amino acids. The transcript has 3 exons.
GCGAUCUGGCAAACUACAUGGAUCACUGUCCCUGGUGGCUGCAACCACGAGACAACACCACUAACAACUGGAUGGACCUUGAUUGCAAGAUGACCGAAACAAUUGCCCUAGUCCGCUGUAUUGGAGCCAAAUACUUCCUGAUCCCGGAUGAUGCAGCCAUGGUUGAGAGAGCCGAGGCAGUAGAGAAAGUUCUCUUCUCCGUUAUGAACAGCAUGGUCUACCUCAUCAACAAGAUCUGCUUUGCGCCCAACAACCCGGAGAAAUUCUUUGACCCUGUCUACGCUAACCAAAGGUUCUCUAAGAAGUUCGUUUCGUUUGCUAAGAAGUUGGAACCUCUCCUGGAAGGACCCUUCAUCAUGGGAGACACCCUCCCUAUCCACGCUGACUACCUUCUCUACGCUUGCCUCUACGAUCUUCGUGUCUUCCUUCCAGAACCCUUCGAAGGUUCUGACUAUCCUAAAAUCACCAACUUUAUGGAAAAAUUUUACACGUACAGGAGUCCUAUUAGAAGAUGGUUUGCGUCUGAGGAAUCAAAGACGGGAGAGUACAUCCGACCACCUGUACCUCAUAUCAUGACCCUUCUGGAUAGAUAGAUAAAUAUGCUGAUUUAUGAUGCUGAUACUUGAUAAUGAUAUGACCCUUGGGAGUUUGGAAGGGUGCGAAACAACCGCGCUGACUAUAUUUUCUCACUAAACUCCACCAUCUUGGUUUCUUUCUUCUAGAACCCUUCUGGUUCUGACUACCCUAUUAUCACUGGAACACUCAUCCCUCUACCAAAACCUUAAUCUACAUAAACCAUAUUUCCCUCUUACUAUUUCUAUUUGAAAAUAUUGAUUAGAAUUCUAUAUAAUAAUGACUUAUGUUGUGCAAUUCCGUUGUAUCUUGUAUAACGUUUGCUAUCUAAGCUGAAAGCUAUCUUCCGGUUUUAUUUCUUAUCCAACAAUAGAAUUGAAUUUGCUUUAAACUUAUCCAUUUCCUUCGUGUUUAUGGUUGUAGAUCAUAAUUUACAAUUUACAAUAUAUACUUAUCGCAUUGUUUGCCCGAUCAACUAACCAAUAACUCAAAUAGAUAGCCCAAUUCAAUAUGCCGAUGAAACCUUUUGACUCCAAAGUAUGCAAAAUGAUGCUGGUUUCCCGGAUGGUCUUGGAAGAAGAUCAUCAGAAAGCAGCCUGUGAAGGCGAUCUGGCAAACUACAUGGAUCACUGUCCCUGGUGGCUGCAACCACGAGACAACACCACUAACAACUGGAUGGACCUUGAUUGCAAGAUGACCGAAACAAUUGCCCUAGUCCGCUGUAUUGGAGCCAAAUACUUCCUGAUCCCGGAUGACGCAGCCAUGGUUGAGAGAGCCGAGGCAGUAGAGAAAGUUCUCUUCUCCGUUAUGAACAGCAUGGUCUACCUCAUCACCAAGAUCUGCUUUGCACCCAACAACCCUGAGAAAUUCUUUGACCCUGUCUACGCUAACCAAAGGUUCUCUAAGAAGUUCGUUUCGUUUGCUAAGAAGUUGGAACCUCUCCUGGAAGGACCCUUCAUCAUGGGAGACACCCUCCCUAUCCACGCUGACUACCUUCUCUACGCUUGCCUCUACGAUCUUCGUGUCUUCCUUCCAGAACCCUUCGAAGGUUCUGACUAUCCUAAAAUCACCAACUUUAUGGAAAAAUUUUACACGUACAGGAGUCCUAUUAGAAGAUGGUUUGCGUCUGAGGAAUCAAAGACGGGAGAGUAUAUCCGACCACCUGUACCUCAUAUCAUGACCCUUCUGGAUAGAUAGAUAAAUAUGCUGAUUUACCUAUGAUGUUGAUACUUGAUAAUGAUAUGACCCUUGGGAGUUUAAAAGGGUGCGAAACAACCGCGCUGACUAUAUUUUCUCACUAAACUCAGCCAUCUUGGUUUCUUUCUUCCAGAACCCUUCUGGUUCUGACUACCCUAUUAUCACUAGAACAAUCAUCCCUCUACCAAAACCUUAAUCUACAUAAACCAUAUUUCCCUCUUACUUUUCCUAUUUGAAAAUAUUGAUUAGAAUUCUAUAUAAUAAUGACUUAUGUUGUGCAAUUCCGUUGUAUCUUGUAUAAUGUUUGCUAUCUAAGCUGAAAGCUAUCUUCCGGUUUUAUUUCUUAUCCAACAAUAGAAUUGAAUUUGCUUUAAACUUAUCCAUUUCCUUCGUCUUUAUGGUUGUAGAUCAUAAUUUACAAUUUACAAUAUAUACUUAUCGCAUUGUUUUCCCGAUCAACUAACCAAUAACUCAAAUAGAUAGCCCAAGUCAAUAUGCCGAUGAAACCUUUUGACUCCAAAGUAUGCAAAAUGAUGCUGGUUUCCCGGAUGGUCUUGGAAGAAGAUCAUCAGAAAGCAGCCUGUGAAGGCGAUCUAGCAAACUACAUGGAUCAUUGUCCUUGGUGGCUGCAACCUCGAGACAACACCACUAACAACUGGAUGGACCUUGAUUGCAAGAUGACCGAAACAAUUGCACUAGUCCGCUGUAUUGGAGCCAAAUACUUCCUGAUCCCGGAUGAUGCAGCCAUGGUUGAGAGAGCCGAGGCAGUAGAGAAAGUUCUCUUCUCCGUUAUGAACAGCAUGGUCUACCUCAUCAACAAGAUCUGCUUUGCACCCAAUAACCCUGAGAAAUUCUUUGACCCUGUCUACGCUAACCAAAGGUUCUCUAAGAAGUUCGUUUCGUUUGCUAAGAAGUUGGAACCUCUCCUGGAAGGACCCUUCAUCAUGGGAGACACCCUCCCUAUCCACGCUGACUACCUUCUCUACGCUUGCCUCUACGAUCUUCGUGUCUUCCUUCCAGCACCCUUCGAAGGUUCUGACUAUCCAAAAAUCACCAACUUUAUGGACAAGUUCUACACUUACAGGAGUCCUAUUAGAAGAUGGUUUGCGUCCGAGGAAUCAAAGACGGGAGAGUAUAUCCGACCACCUGUGCCUCAUAUCAUGACCCUUCUGGAUAGAUAGAUAAAUAUGCUGAUUUAUGAUGUUGAUAAUGAUAUGAUAUGUAAAGCUGUUAUCUAAUGGAUUCAAUG